Molecule: messenger RNA, 3704 nt
Organism: Topomyia yanbarensis
Lineage: Eukaryota; Metazoa; Arthropoda; Insecta; Diptera; Culicidae
Exons: 6
Coding region: 1015-2568 (517 amino acids)
Molecular function (GO): protein binding
Source: RefSeq, a predicted model, not a curated record
UCACUCGGUAGUAGUCAGCCAAACGUGGUCGAGUUGGGUAGCAGUACGGUGCUACCAUUGUUGCUGUUUGUGUCAACUGUAUUCGGCCAACGGUUACGAAAAACGUGCACCUAUUAGGCACACUAUCGUCACAGCAGGCUAUCUCAUCGGCGCAGUUAUCUCAAUCUCGGAGUGGUGUGAUUUUCUGUUCCUACACUGCCGCAAUUAGGCCUUCCCGGAACAACAACGUUAUCGAAUGGCUAAAUGAUGCCUGAUAAAACUGCUAAACCGAUACCCAAGGCAGUACCUGGAACCCGUCAGCUAUAAUUAUCGAUUAAUCAGACACAAGCGCUCGAAAUCGAUAGAACGCAACCACCUCCAAAGGCACGCUACCACCUGGAUCACGCACCUGAAGCAUUCGCAACGGAUUGCAGUGCAGAAAAUCGCCAACAGAAACACCAACAACAACUAAACCAACCGUACGGUGGCGAACCGACGAAAGUCCAUUAAAAUGAAUCACACACCGACCGUAAGAAGCGUACCACCGUUCAGUGGGAAAACGACCACCAAGAGUCACCGAAUAUGACUGUGGGUAUGAAAGUCACCGUCACCGCCGCCGCCGCCGUUGUUCCACCGCCGAUACUACUAGCACCGUCACCGACGACACCACCGUGCGUCGGUCGACCGAAUAGAGUUGUUGUAGACCUAUCAUCGCAUGUCGCCAGCGAGAAGGCUUCAGUGUAGAGCAAGAAGCGCACCGAACCAGAGCCAAACGGAGUGUGCAGGAAAAGUAAUAAGGGCCAUUUUUCGGGUUCGUGCUGCAGUACACGUUUUUUGGAAUCGGGUUGCCGAAUGAUUGAUACCGAGGUUAUCGAGUUCUAAUAAUACAUUAAAAAAAGACUAGUAACUGUGAUAAGCCGAAUUCAAAAACUGAUAAGGAGUGUUUUGUUCUGCGGAUUUAAAAGUGAAAUAAGCAGUGAUCUAUCGUGAAGACGGGAGAGAGAGGGAUAGAGGAAUAAAAUACCGAACAAAACAAUGAAGCCCAGACUAAGCAGUGGAUUAUUAGCGUUGAUGCUGGGAUUGAGCGUAUGCUUGCAGGUCCUUCAAGCUUCUGCGAAAAAUACUGACAGCAGCAGCAAUACCGACUAUCACUACGCCGACGAGUAUGACGAUGAUGAAGACUAUGACUACAACUACAGCUACCAGGAUCAGAACCCGAAGGCAGCCGCUGACAAUGACAAAUUGUCAUCGACCACCACAUCCAGCACCACACCAACUACCACUCAAGCCCCACCGGUAACCAGCAAAUCGACAGCUGCUCCGCUGUGGAGUGACGAGGAUGUCGUACGCGAGGUCUACCCCUGUCCCCGAGAAUGCUCCUGUGAGGAUGGCACACAGUUUCUCAACUGUUCACAACGGUCACUGACCGAGAUUCCGCAGAAUUUGCCACGGGACGUCAUCCGGUUGGAUCUUAGCCGAAACAACAUCAAACAGGUUCCCGUCGAUGCGUUCCUAAAUUGCACCGAUGUACGGGAGAUUUUGCUAGAUCAGAACGUGAUUGAAGAGAUCGACAAGGAAGUGUUCGCCGGUUUGGUCCGUCUUGAUCUGAUAGGGUUGGCAGGUAAUCAGAUUGCACACCUAACACCGGAUACUUUUGUGGAGGCGCACUCUUUGCGAAGAUUGGUGCUUAACGAGAAUCCGCUCGUUGUUCCCGACGAUGGACCACUGUUGGUGCAGGAAGAACUGGAAGAGCUAGAGUUGGCCAGUUGUAACUUCACGGAAUUGAACCAUCAAACCUUUGGUGGAUUGGAAGGGCUUAAGUCGCUGAAUUUGGCCGGGAAUGUGUUUGAUGAGGACCUCAGCACCGACGUGUUCGAACCGCUGGUGAACCUCCAACGGCUGCAUCUGCCACCCCUUUCCGAGGAGACCGUACGGGAUCUGUGUGACGUGAUCAAAUCGAUCGAUGUCGUAGACAUCACCACGCAUAACAUCAGUUGCUUCUAUCUCGCCUCAGAAACAUCCUACGAAGAAAGUAUCAUCACUCAACGUCCGAUCACUCCCGAACCGAAAAGGGAACCAACAAAAGAUUCGGAUGAUCUUGACGCCACCAGUACGGCGAAACCAGCGAGAAAAAUGAUCACAGAGGAAAAUGAAAUCAUUCUAAACAAAGAGGAAAUGCAAAGUACUACGGAACACACGACCAAAGCCACAUCGCGAAGGACAAUCAGCACCACGACAAGAACUGCCACCACCACUACCACCAAAACCACCAGCAGCAGCACUGCUCCUCCAACAGUCAGUGGACCUUCGUCGGCCUCGAUCACUCACCCGGCGGCAGCAGACGACGACGACGACGUCAAGAAGGAAUCUACUCCCGAGGCUGGGAAACCUUCCAUGCUCGCCGCGAUCAGUUCGGAAACGAUGAAACAACUGCUGAUGGGAAUCAUCGGAGCCGGUGUGCUGAUUCUGAUUGCUGGUAUCGUGUGUAGGCGUACGGGACUGAAAAACAAAAUCUGCGGAUCCAAACGGAGGCCUGCACCGACGGAUCAGGUGCGACCAGCCGAGGAGGUUCCUCUGAAUAAGGUUUAAGGAUCGUCAGUUUAUUUACUAUAGAAUGUGCGUGCGUGUGUGCGAUAUUGUUUCAAAGUAUUAGAUUACGAAUGUCGUCUGCUUUGCUUUGAGAGGUGCGAAAUCUUGCCGAGCAGCAGCGGCAGAAGUAGGAGGACGAACACAUAAUGGGGCCUAGAGAUUUGCUGAGCAAAUACUCCGGACCAAACGCAUUUGUAAAUGUUAACGGGUAAGCAGGGGUAGUACCAGUAGUAAAAAAAGAAGAAACCACGAUGGCGUAAUUCUACGGGAACUGCCGUAAUCACCACGUGUAUAAUGGUAGUAGGCAAAAGAGCAAUGUAAUACACGAAUACGAAAACGCUUUUGUAAAUAUAGUUUAUGAGUGGAUGCGCGCGCGUAAUAAAAAGGUGUGAAACAGUGUGACACAUCGCCUGACUAACUGACCGACUGAGUGUAUCAAUGGAGUACAAGCGAAGUCGAAGGUUAAAAUGACGUACGCGAGGUAAUGAACGAAUGAGGGAACGAUAAGUUUAACAAACAGUUGAUAAGUAGAUUUUAAGUAGUAAGCAUCCACACUUGUGGACACACACACACAGAUACACACUAGAAGAUGGAACAUUCCUAGCUGGAAGAUAACAACCAAAAUGUGCGCCAUGGAAACAAACUGAACCGAACAAAUGUCGCGAUAGGAGAUGACAAGAAUACUACAGCCUAUUAUUUGAUAAAUUUCGUUAAUAGUUUAAGCAUAGGCCCCGUAAUCUUUCACCAAAAUGUAAUAUUCCCGCAAAUACGAUUGUCUAUAAAACCACAUUGUAUUCAUAAAAAAAUAAUUUAAAUUUUGUAUACGCUGUCCUUUCACAACUUUUUAUAGAAGAGAGUAGAAAACGUAGCACAGUGCUUAUCACCCUUGAUAUAGUCACAGUUUAGAUCAUUACGGCACAGGUCGAUAAUAUUCCUAGUUAAAUAACAUAAGGCUUUCCCAUACAUUAGUCAGGAAGUCUCGGACAAGAUAAAUAAUGGUUGUCCGAAGUCUAGGGUUUCAUUUGCGCUAUAUGAACGUUUAAAUAGUAGUGAUAAAAAGGCAAUUUUACCAUAACGGAGGGAAUUAGGUAGCUACAAAUAAAUACUUGAUCAUGUGGUAGAAAAAAUGGGGCAGU